Oryzias melastigma (Indian medaka) is the source of this 2343-nucleotide messenger RNA. RefSeq names its product cyclin D binding myb-like transcription factor 1 (gene dmtf1). Lineage: Eukaryota; Metazoa; Chordata; Actinopteri; Beloniformes; Adrianichthyidae. The transcript is spliced from 17 exons. Gene Ontology annotation, molecular function: DNA-binding transcription factor activity, RNA polymerase II-specific; RNA polymerase II cis-regulatory region sequence-specific DNA binding. Gene Ontology annotation, cellular component: nucleus. Gene Ontology annotation, biological process: regulation of transcription by RNA polymerase II. The record is from RefSeq and is a predicted model, not a curated record. The coding region runs from base 128 to 2062 and encodes 644 amino acids.
UUUAGAAAGCUGAAAUCGUUCCAAUCUGGCAACCUGCCUUCCCCGGGGUGCCGCUCCUCCAUCCUGGCACUUACCUUCAUCCUGGUAACUCGCAAGUCCCCGGACCAAAAACAGGAACAGCGGCGGGAUGAGUUCUGCCGCAGAGGACGAGGACGCCGCCGCACUGCAGAGCGUCAAGUCGGUCACGCUCACCCGGGACAGCGAUGGAAGCAUCCUGCUGCACUGUCCGCCCAGCGACGAAGACCCAGAGCCGCUCCAGAAGAAGCUGCGACUGUCCGCCGACGAACACUCGGACUCCUCCCAGUUCUCCCUCGUCACUUUGCCCGUGUCACAAAACCACGAGAACUUCGAGGUGACGAUGAUGGCCACGGCGGACGGCGAGCUGUCUGAAGACACCGUCACUCAGAUUGAGAUCCUGCAGGAGGAGGAGGCGUCCGAGUCCUCGAAGCAGAAGACGGAGGUUUCUCCGGUCAGUCAGGCCUGGUUCACCACCAAAGAGGACAAAGACACUCUGGUCAACAAAGGUCACAAGUGGAAGCAGGGCAUGUGGUCCAAAGAGGAGAUCGACCUUCUGAUGAGCAACAUCGACCGAUACGUGAAGGGCCGCGGCAUCCAGGACCCGUCAGAGAUCAUCUUCGAGAUGUCCAAAGAGGAGAGGAAGGACUUCUACCGCUCGGUGGCGCUCGGCCUGAACCGGCCGCUGUUCGCCGUCUACAGGCGAGUCUUACGGAUGUACGACAACCGCAACCACGUGGGCAAGUACACUCCGGAGGAGAUCGAGCGGCUGAAAGCGUUGAGGGAGAAACACGGGAACGACUGGGCGACCAUCGGAGCGUCACUGGGCCGCAGCGCCUCCUCCGUCAAAGACCGCUGCCGGCUGAUGAAGGACACCUGUAACACAGGGAAGUGGAGCGAGGACGAGGAGCGGCGGCUCGCCGAGGUGGUGUAUGAGAUGGCAGGCGUGUCACCGGGGUCGGCGGUCACUGGAGGCGUGUCCUGGGCGACGGUCGCCGAUCGCGUUCGCACGCGCUCAGAGAAGCAGUGUCGCUCCAAGUGGCUGAACUACCUGAACUGGAAACACAGCGGAGGGGCGGAGUGGACGAAGGAGGACGACCUGAACCUCAUCCGGCGGAUUUCGGCGCUCAGAGUUCAGGACGAGAACGACAUCAAGUGGGACGAUCUGGCGUGGGGGUGGAGCAGCGUCCGCUCGCCGCAGUGGCUUCGCUCCAAGUGGUGGAGCAUCAAGAGACAAGUGGCCAACCACAAGGAGAUCCCGUUCAGCGUCCUCCUGAAAGGCCUGGAGGAGCUGAUGACAUCAUCACAGACCGCCGCCGUCCCAGGAAGCCCCUCCUCCUCGUCCUCCUCCCUCCAGAUUCAACUCACCCGAUUGGACGACAGCAACAGCAGCCCCGCCCCCAGCUCGGUGGCGGCGCUGCAGAUCCCCGUUCAGAUCCCGCUGCAGAUCACACACCUGGCUUCGGACUCCGCGGCGUCCGGCGAAGGCGACACCAUCACCCUGAACACCGGCACGUUGCAGGCCUUUGAGAUCCUGCCGUCCUUCCACCUGCAGCCCACCGGCACCCCGGGAACCUACUACCUCCAGACCACGUCCAACCAGAGCCUUCCCCUCAGUCUAGCCAACAGCGGCACAGUUACCCUGACGACAGGCUCCUCCCCUUCAUCAGAACACAUCAUCCUGCACAGCCUGUCGACGGACGGCCUCUGCUCCGGCGACGGCGUCAUCAUUCAGACCGUGUCCUCUGACCCCGCCCCCUCAGACCCCCUCGGCCAGACCCAGCUCAUCGUGGAGACGGACGGGCAGAGCAAGGAGGACCCCCUGGGCACGGCGAGUCUGCUGGAGGGUUCGGAGACGGUCGUCACGGAAACCCAGGAGUUGGUGACGGAGCGUUUCCCUGAGAAGGGGCUGAGCCCUCCCUCUGUGGAGGCUCCAGAGGUGCAUUCUGGGAUACCUCCCAGCAGCUCCGUGCUCAUCGUGUCCCCUCCCAACAUCAGCAGCACGCUGACAGAUCCCAUCCUGGAGAACCAGGAGGGUUCAGACUGAGCUGGACAGCGCCCCCUGCUGCUCACAAAACGAGGUGAACUGUGAAACUCCUCUCCGUCUCGGAUGGACGAGAAAACCACGGAAACUUCCUGGAUAAAAUGUGAACCGAUCCGUCUUCCUUCACCUGCCGUCCAACAGGAAAUGACGGAAAAAAAGAAACUUUUAACUUAAAACCAAUAAUGAAAUUAUUUUUUCUGACGACGCAAUUUUUUUCUAAACUGUUACGUUCCAAAGAAUUCUAGUUUUUAUGCCUUUGUAAAAGAAUAAAAUUCUAAUUUUUA